AUGGCCUCAAAAAGUGCUAUUUCCAUGUCAAACUCUCAUUCUCUCACAAACAAACCAAAAUCACGUACAUGCUUGUGCUCUCCCACUACACAUCCUGGUUCCUUUAGAUGUAGCAUGCACAAGAACAAGCCUCAAAGAUCCAUUCCUAAGAACCCCUUCAAAUCCAAUACCUCUCAUCAUUUGAAUGAAUCGGCGUCGUCGUCAUCAUCAUCUAUGGUUGUUAAAGCUAAUUCUUUGAAGACAUUUCUCUUGCAAGUUAUUAAGCCUUCUAGCCAUGAUGUUCAUAGGAGGAAGAAUUUUCAGCCUAAGCCUACUCGGUUUUGUUUGAUGAAUACUAGUAGAGAUGUUGUUACUGUUUCUUGA
Molecule: messenger RNA, 363 nt
Organism: Vicia faba (fava bean)
Lineage: Eukaryota; Viridiplantae; Streptophyta; Magnoliopsida; Fabales; Fabaceae
Source: the annotation of a GenBank genome assembly